AUGCUCUUGUCGGUGAAUAGAUGUAAUACACUUCCUUCUGUAUUUGAACAGACUCUCAUCUUCGCAGCACUGGCUUUACUGGCACUGUCUUCAGAAGUUCUCACAAAUGAGAAGCAUAAAGAAGGGAAAGGAAAAGGAAAAAAGAAACCGAUCAUAAAAAAGAAAGUUAUCCCAGACUCUGUAUCAGACAAAGCGACACACUACUCAUCUGCUGACCCAGUGUUUUUGGCAAACUCAGUUACCCUGUUUGGAGAAGGGGGUUUUAUGCAAGUUGAAGACUAUGAACGACAUAUCCUUGACAUGGUAAAUCAGCUCAAGAACAGUUCCUCACUGGCAGACAACAAGUGUGAAGUGAAUCUCAGGCUCUGGAUGUCCAAUAGAAGAAGCCUGUCUCCAUGGUCAUACAGUAUAAAUCAUGAUGACAAAAGAGUCCCGAGUGAUAUACCAGAAGCCCACUGCCUAUGCACAGGGUGCAUUAAUCCAUUCACCAUGCAGGAGGAUCGUACGAUGUCUAGCGUACCCAUCUACACCAAAAUCCCAGUGAAGAGGCUCCUCUGUAACACUUCCAGGUCUGUCAGUAGACACCAGAAGAAAAAGUGCCACAGUCAGAAGUACAAAACUGUUAUGGAGAACAUUGCCAUUGGAUGCACCUGCAUCUUUUAAUGCCAUGCAAGUUUCAUUCUGACAGCCUUGUGUACUCCUAAACAUUUUACUGAA
This is a messenger RNA of Protopterus annectens (West African lungfish), 717 nucleotides long. RefSeq names its product interleukin 17B (gene IL17B). Lineage: Eukaryota; Metazoa; Chordata; Ceratodontiformes; Protopteridae. Gene Ontology annotation, molecular function: cytokine activity. The record is from RefSeq and is a predicted model, not a curated record. The coding region runs from base 1 to 663 and encodes 220 amino acids. Gene Ontology annotation, biological process: inflammatory response. The transcript is spliced from 2 exons. Gene Ontology annotation, cellular component: extracellular region.